Eremomyces bilateralis CBS 781.70 is the source of this 579-nucleotide messenger RNA. RefSeq lists its product as uncharacterized. The transcript is spliced from 2 exons. NCBI's taxonomy places the organism in Eukaryota, Fungi, Ascomycota, Dothideomycetes, Eremomycetales, Eremomycetaceae. The record is from RefSeq and is a predicted model, not a curated record. The coding region runs from base 151 to 459 and encodes 102 amino acids.
GCACCCUCCCGUAAUUUCUUUGCAUCUAUCUUAUACAAACCUCACUCUCCCACAAGUGCUCGGGUGUCACAGACAUCAAGGAGAUGCCAGGUUAACCUGGGUUCCUAGUCAAGUCUCAUGCCACCAAUUCGAUAUUGAAAUGAAUAGACGAUGAUUACCCGAAAAAGGCACCACGGCGCUCGUAUCCUGGGUACGAUGUUCGAAACGCGUGAUGCCUGCCAGGAACCGUUCCUCGUUCUGGUGGCGCUGGUAGAACAGGAUUUCGUGCAGAGUAAAGGUGCACCUGGGUCCUGGAGACCCGAAGGCUGGAGGCUCCAUGUCAAGCGGGUUGGGGGCUCUCCGUCUGCACUCCGCAAUACUAGUUCAAUCGGGCAGAUGACAGUCCAAUGGGGACGAUGCUGGGAACGGGAGCAACAGCUUUCAACCGUUAGGUUCCCCCCAGGACCUUUCUUGAAUUGAGAGACUCGUUUAUAUCUCGCAGGAAGAGUUACGUACCGUAUGCAAGGAGUGCAUUCAUUCGCUUCACUAGAUUGCGAGUUAGUCAGUCAUUUGUCCUUAAUUAUACAGCGAAGUACACAG